AUGGAUUUGCGCUUGACUGAAUCAAUAUACACUGCCAUCAAGAAGGCUGUGGCAGAGCCAGAAUUCUCCGAGAAAUACAAGGAAGAGGCCGAAAAGAUUUCCAAUUUAGAGUCUGUGUCAAAAGAACCCUAUCCUGUGUCUACUGAUUUGGUAGAAUAUGUGGCAAAACGAUUAGACAUUUACUUUCACGAGCUGAUAGCUGGAAGUGGUUUGUACUUCGCUCCUAAAGAAGUUGUUCCUCAAGAUCCGAAAUUUCUGGCGUAUAUGGAUAAAUUACGUGCUGAACAACAAGAAAGGGAUUACAACAGGAUGGUGUCUGGUGUGAUAACAUCUGAAGAUCAAAAGUUCAACUUGGGUAUCAAACCAGAUGAAUUGAAGCAAGUAAAGAGCCACAUCGCAACCAUCUUUAACAUUUUAUUCUCGAUGAUUGCUGUCUAUGUAGCUGUGUAUAAGGUGUCACAAUCUAUGUUUAAUGACCUUGGUCUGCAAGUAUUGACUGGAUUAGCUGGCGCGUUUUUUAUCGGUACAGUUGAAGUGAUAUUGUAUACAAAAUACGCCUAUGUAGCCACAUCUGAAAAGAAAAAGACGAAAAAUCAGAAAAUUGCAACAUUGUAA
Molecule: messenger RNA, 615 nt
Organism: Mucor velutinosus
Lineage: Eukaryota; Fungi; Mucoromycota; Mucoromycetes; Mucorales; Mucoraceae
Product: atp4 subunit B of the stator stalk of mitochondrial F1F0 ATP synthase
Exons: 4
Coding region: 1-615 (204 amino acids)
Biological process (GO): vacuolar proton-transporting V-type ATPase complex assembly
Cellular component (GO): endomembrane system
Source: RefSeq, a predicted model, not a curated record